CGACUCACUGCGAGUGAAAGGCGUGAAAAGAGGCGGAACCACAAGUAUUCACACACGCAGGCUAUGCUGCUGUGCAAAGCAUGCAUACACCCAGCUCAGGCUUAGCUUAGUGUGAGCGGGACUGACGGCGCCUACUGACAGAGACCAUAGACCGACUCGGCUGAGUGAGACCAGAGCGCUAUUAUUGGACGACUUGUAUUUCUUACGGCGCCGAAAACGUGGGAGCUCACUCAGUCGUAGUAGUCUUUUUGAACAUCGCGAGUGUGUUCUUUCGUCUCUUUCCGCUAUGGGGAGCGUCACAUGCUCUACCGCAGCUUCCCUUGUCAGCUCCCUUCUUGUGGAGCCUGUAUAUUGCACAAAUUCGGGGGGAAGUGCGACAGUAUCUGCCUCGCCAGGCUCGUUUAGCAUAAGUUUUUUAAGAUCAGACGGUCCGUGUUGCGUUUCUCAAAUACCUCGUCGGCUGGUGAUUCCACGACAAUCCUCGAUCUUGAUAAGUAGGCAUCUUCGAGUGCAUUCUUUCAACAGGGUGUCGCGAUCUUCUUCACGAAGGCUGCAAUGCCAGGCGAAGGCUGGCGAAGGAAGCCGCAACGACGGGGAGGAUCAAUUUGGGCGUGGUGAGGGUUCCGGGUCGGACUCGGAUGAGUUUCGGCAGCGCAUGGAGGGCCUGGUGAGCCGAGACGACGACAGCUUCGACGGCAAGCAGCUGGCGGCGCUGAUCUACCAGAAGUACGCGCGCUCGUAUGACGUGCAGCUUAUCCGAAAGGAGUUUCUGGGCCGUCAGUUGCUUGCCAUGAACGUCAUGUGGAAGUAUCGCGAGCAGAAAUCUUUCCCCUUGACAAAGGAGGAGUAUUUGUAUCGUCUAGACAGAGUGGCGGAGAACUUGAGGUGUUGGGGAGCUGUGGGGCUGGUCAGGGCAGGCCUGGCUGCCACCAAGGAGAGGCCUCGCACAGGCAAGGCUGUGUCAAUUCGUAUCGAUCUGGAUCAGACAACUCUUCGUGCCAAUGAGUGGAUCCAACGCUGAUGAACUGAUUUUCGCUCUGUAAUGAGCUUUGUUGUUUGUCCAAGGGCAGUAGGUACCUAAUGUGAUGGACUGUGGCGUGGUGUGCCUUAGGUGCCUGUUCGAGUUCGAAGUACAUCAUUUUUUUGUGGUCCAUGCGGUUUUGGAAUGAAGUUCACGCUGGAAC
This is a messenger RNA of Closterium sp. NIES-67, 1184 nucleotides long. The record is from the annotation of a GenBank genome assembly. NCBI's taxonomy places the organism in Eukaryota, Viridiplantae, Streptophyta, Zygnematophyceae, Desmidiales, Closteriaceae.